Molecule: messenger RNA, 723 nt
Organism: Styela clava
Lineage: Eukaryota; Metazoa; Chordata; Ascidiacea; Stolidobranchia; Styelidae
Source: RefSeq, a predicted model, not a curated record
UUUUAUUCAGAUUAUCAGUGGUUGUGAUCUCUAUAUCAGUUACUUUUAUUUGAAUUGGUAGUUUAAAAUAAGAAAUAUGAAAUUCUUAUUUCAGUCUACCCUAAAAAACUGAGUCAAUUGAGAGAUAAAACUGACAGGGUGCUUGAUGUUUUGGUUGAUCAUGCGACUCAAAUGAAAAACAAAAUACCAGAUUGGUUUUCAUACAACAAUAUGUAUCGCUCUGGUGAGAGUAAUACCAUAAAUGGCGGAAUCGACAAUUUGUACCUGUCUUAUGGAAACCAGAUCUCGGUCUCUGUGAAGAGUCCUCCUCAAUCUGAAUUUGUUACAUAUGAAAGAAAAUUCACAAUUGGCGAUUCAAGCGUAAAUACUGCCAAAACGGAGCCAUUCAUCUUUGUGUCGGCGUUUGAGAACAAAGAUGGAAGAAAAGAUUUUGAAAUACAGACUUCCGGAUUUUAUAUCAAUUCUAAAGGAUUCACCAGUGGCAAAGGUAGUAUAACAAAAGGCAAUUUCCAAUUGGAUUAUCUAACGCCCAUAGUUUACUCACCCGGAAACACGCAUCCAGGGCUUGGGGAAUAUUUUUUUGUUGUUCACAGCGAAAAGUAUUGGAAUUCUGUAAAACCAACGGAGUUACAAAAUUCAAUUCAAUCUCCAUUUUCCACAACAGUUAUAUUCAAUGGAAAACCUUUGAAUGUCGUCAUAGGUUACCUUCUGUUGACGAGGUAA